Molecule: messenger RNA, 1284 nt
Organism: Phaeodactylum tricornutum CCAP 1055/1
Lineage: Eukaryota; Bacillariophyta; Bacillariophyceae; Surirellales; Neidiaceae
Exons: 1
Coding region: 226-1125 (299 amino acids)
Biological process (GO): protein modification process
Cellular component (GO): cytoplasm
Molecular function (GO): protein-L-isoaspartate (D-aspartate) O-methyltransferase activity
Source: RefSeq, a predicted model, not a curated record
GCAGCGAGAAUACGCGAUAGAUCAAUGGCUCGUGGCCUGCUGAACCGAAUUCAUCUUCGUUUUUUGCUGCGGGGAUUCCUAGUUUCUACUACACAACCGAUUACUGACAGUAAAAAAUACUCGUGAAAGAAGUAGUAGUCCUGCAGAUCGACUCGUUGCUUCGCAUAAAUUCGUUUGAGGCCAGGUGCAAAUAGUCGACGAACGCUAGCGUCGUCGCCAAGAAGAAUGAAGCAAACCCAGCUUUGGAGUGUCCUUUAUUCGAGCUGUUGUAUCAUUUCGGCCGUCCGAGCCUUUAACGAUCCUGUUCCCCAGUCUCUGAAGCUUCCUCAACCACCAGGUCCAGUCAUGCGUGCCUGGACGUGUCACGGUCGCACACAAGCGGAACUUGUCGACCGCUUGACGCAGGCCAACAUUGUGCAGAGUCCGCUCGUUCAAAGCGUCUUGCAGGCGGUCGAUCGAGCCAACUACGUACCCAACGAUCCCUACAUGGACGCUCCGCAAGCAAUUGGUCAGGGUCAGACUAUUUCGGCACCCCACAUGCACGCAUACGCCCUCGAAGCUCUCUUGCCUUGUCUCCAGCAGCAAAAGCAGCAUCCAGAACAGCAACGAGACCUCCGUAUUCUCGAUGUCGGCUGCGGAAGUGGCUAUCUGACAGCCUGCAUGGGACGUUGGCUGCACUCUCGGAAUCCGCAAGAACCGCCCCUACUGGCCAAAGGACAGGUUUACGGAAUUGACAUUCACGCAGAUUUGGUCGACCAAACGCGACGCAACAUGCAACUAGGGGAUGCCGAUUUGCUGUCCUCCGGAACGGUUCAACUGAGCGAGUCGAACGGCUGGAAUGGUUGGCCAGUGGCGGCACCGUUUGACGCCAUUCACGUAGGGGCUGCGGCGGCUGAAUUUCCCCGGACCCUGGCGACGCAGCUCAGCGUGGGUGGUUGCAUGGUGGUGCCGAUUGGACCGCAAGGGGGUGCCCAACAUUUGUACAAGGUCACACGCCUACGAGGACACGGCGAUUCCCAGACCGAUGCGAAUUUACAAGCUCCGUCUUUUGUCAUGCAGGAUUUUGAAGUAUCGCAAUUGUUAGGUGUACGGUAUGUUCCGUUGGUGGAAGGACCGAAACACUGACCUUUUCCAAGUAGAUUUUCUUCGGGGGUUGCAAAACGAAAGGAAGGACAUGCCUCCUCCUGUGAAAGGUGCAAGAAUCGAGCACAUCUAGAUACUCUAUAUGACCUAUUAAGCUCGUAACGUUACCAAUAAUGUAAGUAAAAAAAUUAAUUGUCAUUU